Molecule: messenger RNA, 2943 nt
Organism: Pestalotiopsis fici W106-1
Lineage: Eukaryota; Fungi; Ascomycota; Sordariomycetes; Amphisphaeriales; Sporocadaceae
Exons: 3
Coding region: 1-2943 (980 amino acids)
Source: RefSeq, a predicted model, not a curated record
AUGGAUGAACAUUCCCAAGCAGACGGGUCGCCUGCUCCCAGCCCUGCUAGAACUGGCAGAGGCGGAUGGCGAGGUAGGGGAGGACGAUAUUCCGGUAGAGGUGGCCGAGGUGGCUCGCUUGCCCGCAAGACCACCGUCGCCAAACGCGGCGGCAAUCGUGGCCGCGGCCGAGGUCGUAACAAGACUUACACUCAACCACGUGUCCAGGCUGCUUACGAGCGCUCAAAGGAUCUGCGUGAACUCUACUCGGAUGUCUCUUCUGCCAUGAAACCCGCCCUCGAGCGGCUCGCUGAGCACACACUCAACCAAAUGAUUGCGGAUCCCGAGUUCCAUACCAAGGUUCCCGAGUAUGCCGCAGUCCAGAACGAACUCGACGACAGGCUCAAGGCCAGACUCGAGCAUCUCGAGUCGGAAGAACAACUUAGACGCCACAUGGUCGAGCACAAGUCUGAACACGACGACAUAAUCUCUACUGAAAAGUUCAAUAACGGCUUUGAUUACAAGACUGAUGAAUUCUUGGACGGCGUUCUCAAUAGAUUAAGCAUUCUGAGCGAACUUCGACGCGAUGGCUACGGCACUAACAUCCCCUCACCGUAUACAUUUGUUCAGAAGCCUGAUUCCGUCGUCGAUGAACAAGGGCCAUACGUGUUUCACCAUCCCCUCAAGGGCCACGAGGUUCCCUACCCUCACCUGCUUCAAGCUGAUACCAAGGCAUCAGCACUCAGAACUACUCUUGGUCGCAUCAAGCAAAAACCGGGUCCAAAGCGCAAGGCUGAGGAAACCGGCGAGGGGCAACCAGAAUCGAAGAAGCUCCUAGGCGCAUCGUUUACUUCUGCUCCCGACUCCUCAACACCACGGCCCCGCCAUAUUGGCGGUUUGCUCAGUGCCGAGACUGAACUCGACGGCGAACCAGAGUCAAAUGCGCCUUCUCCUACUCCCCUCGAGGAGGGUCUUUCACCCGAGUCUUCCCAGGAGAGUAGUACCUCUGGAAAGAAGGAGAAGGAUCUUCCUGACCUGCCUACGGGCGCCUCGGAACCUGACCAGUGGGGUGUUAGGACCGUAUACAAGCGGGGCCCCAAGGCAAACAACCGCAUCAUCAUUCCUUGCGUGUUUGACUUUGACGACGACGAUAUUGGUUUCCGAGAUUCGACUAAUGACUCUACUCGAAAGGCCACCAAGAACAGUCGCGGUAGAUUCCUCAAUAAGCCGAAUUCUCGAGCCUGGCACCUUGAUCAGACGAUUGUAACAUACAAUGCUCUGGACAACAAGGACGGUGACCUGGACCCUGAGAUUGUCAAGAAGCACAAGGUCCAUCCCAGAUUCGGCUUUUUCCUCCCAGAAUCAGUCAACGAGUCUGAACCUCCCCACGAACAUGUUGAUACAACUCGGCCUAUCGUUGUAGUUACACCAAACGGCACCACCCUUCACGCGUCGCGUUCUGUUCGGCCCAAGCUUAUGGAUCAGGCCCUGAGAGCUGAUGCAGGAAAGACCAAGAUUACUGCCAUGAUGGAGAGUCUCAGAAAGGACAUGGAACUCGAGGUUGAUGACAUUACCACCCCCGAGAUUCGUCAGAAACAGCAGGACGAGCAGGAGAGACAAGCUGAGCUUGACAAGAUUGCUGCGGCCGAGGAGGAACAGCAGCAAGAAGAGGAGGAAUCAGUGGACGAGUACGAACAGGCCAAUGCCAUUGUGGAGGAACGUCAAGUUUUGCGCAUCAUGCCCAGUAUCAUCGCAAACGACCCUAGGAGCAACUUGACACGUCAACGUGGUGCUGCGAAUCUUAUUAGUGCAGCUACACAACUCGAUGAGGAGGACUUUAUGCGGGACAUGGGGAUUCUUUCGAACCCAAGAGCCUCGAGACCAUUUGAUCCCGUUAGGAACGCCUUCAGACCGGUUCAUCACCCCAUACCGCCUCGUCACCACCCUGUUGAUACCUUUGGCCUCAGUGUAUUGGCCGACAUGUCCGAACUCCGUUCCGCUGGUCACAUGGCUGACCCAUCCAUGAUUGACGGUCGGCAUGCUCCGCUGGCCCCUCAACCGGGGUUUCUGCAGACUGCCCUGAAUCCCGCUCCCUAUGCAUCCAUCGCACCCGCUCCACAGCAAAGCAUUGAAGGGCGACCACCUACUCCCGCUCGCAAUCCAUUUACUGGACAGAGCACCGGUAGAAACAGCCCGGCUCUUCCGCCACUUCGACCUACCCGACGCGACAAAGGGCUGAGUACUGGUCUUUAUGCCGACGGCCAGCCUCCGUACGCAGCUUCGUCCGCGGCCCUCGCAGCAGGCCCGCCGCAACCCCCGCCACUCAAGCAAGAGUACGACCAUGCUCAUGGAGUUGGAAACGGCUUUUACCCGCCGUCCAGUACACACAGACCAUUCCACCAUGGAUUUCCUCAUCCCGAGCCCAUCCCACCGAUCGCCCCUCGGCAAGGCCCACCCGUACCUGCUCCAUUAAUCAUACCAAGCCAGCAGUCUCAUCCAUCGCAACAUCUGCCUGGGUAUCCAGCAGCAUUAUCGCCCACCUUGCCAGGUUCAGCUCCUCUGGCAUCACUCUUGUCACAUCCGAUGGGCCCGUCAUCUCCGGCUUUGACGGGGAGCGGACUUCCGGGACCUCCAGGUCCGUUGAACUCUCCUACUUCGUCUACACCCCAGUCGAGAGGCUCAAUCUCAUCCAAUAACGGACAGCAGAACUCCGCAAAAUACCGGAAGAUUGCCGCAGCACCCGUCCCAUACAGCCGACAAUGGCCAUCAAAUGGAGGCACCGAGCUGCGUCUGUCAAACUAUGAUCCAAAGGGUGCGAUCAAGGACUACAUGGCAAAUGAGCCACCCCCUCGUACAGGACCAACCACCAUUCGGGGAUGGUCAGUCAACAAUGGCCAAAGAAACCGCGGUCGUGCCGGUUCACGGAAAGAGGGCUCAGUAGAGGACACUGAGUCCCCCAAAUGA